Condylura cristata (star-nosed mole) is the source of this 1783-nucleotide messenger RNA. RefSeq names its product olfactory receptor 5A2. NCBI's taxonomy places the organism in Eukaryota, Metazoa, Chordata, Mammalia, Eulipotyphla, Talpidae. The transcript has a single exon. Gene Ontology annotation, molecular function: G protein-coupled receptor activity; olfactory receptor activity; odorant binding. Bases 1 to 966 code for a protein of 321 amino acids. Gene Ontology annotation, cellular component: membrane. The record is from RefSeq and is a predicted model, not a curated record. Gene Ontology annotation, biological process: G protein-coupled receptor signaling pathway; sensory perception of smell.
AUGGCUGUAGGAAGAAAUAACACAGUUGUGACGAAAUUCAUCCUGCUGGGACUUUCGGAUCAGCCUCAGAUGAAGAUUCUCCUUUUUGUGCUCUUUCUGGGCAUCUACCUCCUGACGGUGGCCUGGAACCUGAGCCUCAUCACCCUCAUUAGGGUGGAUUCCCACUUGCAGACACCCAUGUACUUCUUCCUCAGCAACCUCUCCUUCCUAGACAUUUGCUACGUGUCCUCCACAGCUCCCAAGCUGCUCUCUGACAUCAGCACGGGGCAGAAAGCCAUUUCCUUUAUUGGCUGUGCCACCCAGUAUUUCGUCUUCUGUGGCAUGGGGCUGACGGAAUGUUUCCUCCUGGCCGCCAUGGCCUAUGACCGCUAUGCUGCCGUCUGUAACCCGUUGCUCUACACCACCCUUGUCUCCCAUACACUUUGUUUAAAGAUGGUGGCCGGUGCCUAUGGGGGCGGAUUCCUUAGCUCUUUUAUUGAAACCUACUCUAUCUAUCACCAUGAUUUCUGUGGACCCAACAGGAUCAACCACUUCUUCUGUGACCUCCCUCCAGUCCUGGUUCUCUCAUGCUCUGAUACCUUCAUCAGCCAGGUGGUGAACUACAUCAUAGGCGUCAUCGUCGGAGUCUUGUCUGUGCUUGUGAUCCUCAUUUCCUAUGCUUACAUUAUUUCUGCAGUCCUGAAGAUCAGCUCAGUGAAAGGCAGGAGCAAGGCCUUCAGCACCUGUGCCUCUCACCUGACUGCCGUGACCCUCUUCUAUGGCUCUGGCUUCUUCAUCUAUAUGCGCCCGAGUUCCAGCUACUCGCUAAACUGGGACAAGGUGGUGUCCAUCUUCUAUUCUUUGGUGAUCCCUAUGCUGAAUCCCAUCAUCUACAGUCUUAGGAACAAGGAGAUUAAAAAUGCCAUGAGGAAAGCUGUGGACAAGGCUCAGGUUCUUUUUCACGGGCAUUCAGUUUUCUGUCAAUGAGCUAAGUCAAUGGUGAACAUUUUCCUGUUGUUUUGGACUUGGUGACCUACACAGUGAUUUGUGUUGAACCCUCUUUCUCCUUCCUCCCCUCCUAGAUUCCCCUAAUCAAUGAACGUACUGACUAGUGGAAAACAGCUUGAUCAUCAUUGAUUUCUGAAAUGAGUAAUGUUGUAGAGAUGGGGAUCUUAAGUGCUCAGUGUAGCAGAAAUCUUCACCGCAAUAAAGACUGAACCACUUGGGACAUCGAAAUAGAAUUUGAAUCUAUGGGAGCAAAACAUUGGGAACAUGUUUAUUCCAGUGUUCAGCGUGGUGAUGCCUCAGGUAGGGCACGCAUGAGAGCAUAAUAGCCCAGGAAAAGGUGUUUUUCUUUUUCUAAACAGAGCUGGUUUCUCCUAAGUUUCCCAAAUGCUGCCCUUUGCUGUAGACACCCCCUCCAAUGUGAGAUUCAUGGCCAUAUUGAUUACAGAGGUAGACCGGGACUAUUUAAAUAUAUUAAGGCAGGAAAAAGAUGGAAAACUUCUGGUUAGGGCCUCACUGACUGAACAAAUGGGACAACCCCAUUCACUCAGCUAUAAAAAGUGGUCAGUGAAAUAGUGGAGUCAUUAUUUCAACCCCAAAUAGCAAUUUUCUAAUCUUAUGUUCAAAGGUCUUUUGGAAGCUAUAAAGGGGAGUACCACCUUCCUUUGGAGAGUUUCUCAGUUUUCACCUCUUUUAUGUCAUUAACCUCUAGAAGAGAAUUUAGCCAAGGAAUAAGAGGGUGGUUUUCCCGGGCCCUCCUGGUGACAAAACAGGUUAAAGCACAGCACUAUGAAGCUGG